AUGGUUCAGACUAUCGUCCUGUACGACAUUCCCGGUACGAGUCCGAACACCUGGAAAGCACGUUUUUCCUUGAAUAUGAAGGGCCUUAUCUACGAGACAAAAUGGAUCGAAUACCCAGACAUCGCGCCCCUCUGCCAUCAACUGGAACUCGACACCGCCUCUCCAAUGCACACCGAUAUUCAUGACGGCAAACCGCACUACACCCUUCCCAUCAUGCACGAUCCUUCGACCCAUACGACCGUCGCCGACUCGUUCAAGAUAGCACAAUAUCUUGACCGCACUUACCCCCCGUCAUCUUCACCAUCGUCGACCAAGAACAUUCAACUGCUCCCAAAGGGCACGAUCGCGUUACAGUUGGCGUUUCUUCAAUAUUUCACGGAGAAGGUGACCAUGCCGAUGUUCCCGAUUCUUGCUUUGCCCACGAAACUUUCGCUCCCGCCGCGCAGUCAAGAAUAUUAUCGUGCAACUAGGGAGCAAAUGUUCGGGAUGAGGAUAGAGGAUAUCGCACCAGAGGGUAGUCCCCAGAGGUCGGAGUAUUGGAGACUGGCACUGGAAGGGUUGAAUCAGAUUCAUGAGUGGACGAAGCUGAACGACGGGAUUAGCGAUCAAGAUCCAGGGAAAUGGCAGUACGUGAUGGGGGCGAAGCCGGGGUUUUCCGACGUUAUGAUGGCCGCUCAACUUCACUGGGUGAGAAGGUUGUUUGGACGUGAGUCGAAGGAGUGGAAGGAUGUGAUGUGUGUCAGUGGAGGCAGGUGGGCAUGGUUGAUGGAAGAGUUCGCAGAGUGGGAUCGCGUGGAUGAAAAUGAGUCGGAGUGA
Stereum hirsutum FP-91666 SS1 is the source of this 816-nucleotide messenger RNA. RefSeq lists its product as uncharacterized. The transcript is spliced from 2 exons. The coding region runs from base 1 to 816 and encodes 271 amino acids. The record is from RefSeq and is a predicted model, not a curated record. Lineage: Eukaryota; Fungi; Basidiomycota; Agaricomycetes; Russulales; Stereaceae.